Molecule: messenger RNA, 5389 nt
Organism: Syngnathus typhle (broad-nosed pipefish)
Lineage: Eukaryota; Metazoa; Chordata; Actinopteri; Syngnathiformes; Syngnathidae
Product: gephyrin-like
Exons: 23
Coding region: 213-2657 (814 amino acids)
Biological process (GO): establishment of synaptic specificity at neuromuscular junction; Mo-molybdopterin cofactor biosynthetic process; molybdenum incorporation into molybdenum-molybdopterin complex
Cellular component (GO): postsynaptic specialization; cytosol; cytoplasm
Molecular function (GO): molybdopterin molybdotransferase activity
Source: RefSeq, a predicted model, not a curated record
CAGGCAGGCAGGCACGCAGGCAGGCAGCCACGCAGGCAGCCAGGCAGGCAGCCACGCAGGCAGCCAGGCAGGCAGCCACGCAGGCAGCCACGCAGCCAGGCAGGCAGGCAGGCAGGGCAAGUCAGUCGUCCUCCAGAGGUGCAGCGGCAGCUAACGCUCCACACCACUGCUUCUAUAUAUGUGCUGUCACAGUGCAGACAGCGGUUGUAAACAUGGCGACGGACGGGAUGGUGCUCACCAACCACGACCAUCAGACCCGAGUGGGAAUUCUGACAGUCAGUGACAGUUGUUUCAAGAACUUGGCUGAGGACAGGAGUGGGGUCAACUUGAAGGACCUGGUCCAUGAUCCGUCUCUGUUAGGUGGCGUCAUCGCAGCCUAUAAAAUUGUUCCAGAUGAAAUGGAUGAAAUCAAGGAAACCCUUUUGGAAUGGUGUGACGACCAGGAGCUUAAUCUUAUUCUCACUACAGGAGGAACUGGGUUUGCACCACGUGAUGUCACGCCAGAGGCCACCAGAGAAGUGAUUGAGCGAGAGGCUCCAGGCAUGGCUCUGGCGAUGCUGAUGGGAUCUCUCAACGUGACACCGCUGGGCAUGCUGUCCAGGCCAGUGUGCGGUAUCCGUGGUAAAACUCUGAUCAUCAACCUGCCAGGGAGCAAGAAGGGCUCUCAGGAGUGUUUUCAAUUCAUCCUUCCUGCUCUGCCUCACGCCAUCGACCUGCUGCGCGAGGCCACCGUCAGGGUCAAAUCGGUCCACGCCGCGCUGGAGCAGCUGCCUUCUCCUUCUUCUCUACUGUCCAACGCGCACAGCAACUCCCACACCAUGGAGCGCGGCACCCAGUGCGAGGAGGAGGAGGAGGAGGACGAGGAGGAGGACGAGGAGGAGGAAGACAGGCGGAGAGGUCGACAUGCGCACCACCACCACCACCAUCAUCACCAUCACCAGCACGGCUCCUCCCACAUCACCGCAGCUGCCAUCGCUGCAAAGCGCUGCCAUGCAGAGGUCAUGGCUAAGGGGGGCCCCUAUCUGGCCGGCAACACCCCUGCCCCUCCCACUCAUUUCACCUGCUCCUGUAGCCAUGACCAGCAGAUUCCAGACUCGAUUAUUUCUCGAGGCGUUCAGGUGCUUCCUCGAGAUUCUGCCUCUUUGAGCUCCACCCCUUCUGAGUCACCACGGGCAACACAGGCCACCUCCCGCCUUUCCACUGCAUCAUGCCCAACACCUAAGGUCCAGUCCCGAUGUGGCAGUAAUGAGAACAUCCUGAGGGCCAGCCACAGCGCGGUAGACAUCAGCAAAGUGGCACGGCGUCAUCGGAUGUCCCCGUUUCCUCUGACAUCCAUGGACAAAGCCUUCAUCACUGUUUUAGAGAUGACGCCUAUUCUGGGAAUUGAAGUCAUUAAUUACAGAGGUCAGUCAGCGGGUAGAUCAGAUCAAGUUCAACUACUAUGCGCCUGCGUCAUUCUUGCAUUAUGUACGUACGUAUUGUUUUUUCUAGACGGAUUGGGUCGAGUGCUCGCUCAGGACAUCUAUGCCAAAGACAACCUUCCUCCAUUUCCCGCCUCGGUUAAAGACGGCUAUGCUGUAAGAGCCGCUGACGGCCCAGGAGAUCGCUUCAUCAUGGGAGAAUCGCAGGCCGGACAACAGCCUACCCACACGGUGAUGCCGGGCCAAGUGAUGAGGGUGACCACCGGCGCUCCCAUUCCUUGUGGCGCCGACGCAGUCGUCCAAGUGGAAGAUACGGAACUCUUGAGAGAGUCUGAAGAUGGCACCGAAGAGUUAGAAGUGAGGAUUAUGGUACAGGCUCGGCCCGGACAGGACAUCAGGCCUAUCGGUCACGACAUCAGACGAGGAGAGUGCGUGCUAGCCAAAGGGACGCACAUGGGGCCAUCGGAGAUCGGGCUGCUGGCUACGGUGGGAGUGAGCGAUGUCAGCGUGCACAAGUUCCCGGUGGUGGCUGUCAUGUCCACUGGAAAUGAGCUUUUGAAUCCAGAGGAUGACCUUCACCCGGGAAAGAUCAGAGACUCCAACCGCUCCACUCUGCUGGCGACCAUCCAGGAACACGGAUACCCGACCAUUAACCUGGGCAUCGUUGGAGACAACCCCGAUGACCUGCUCUCAGCUCUCCACGAGGGAAUCAGUCGUGCCGAUGUCAUCAUCACCUCAGGGGGUGUGUCCAUGGGCGAGAAAGACUUCCUGAAGCAGGUGCUGGAUAUUGACCUUCAUGCUCAGAUUCACUUUGGACGUGUGUUCAUGAAGCCAGGCCUUCCGACUACUUUUGCCACCGUUGACAUUGACGGAGCGCGGAAACUCAUCUUUGCUCUGCCAGGUAACCCAGUGUCUGCAGUGGUUACAUGUAAUCUCUUUGUGAUCCCUGCACUGAGGAAGAUGCAAGGCAUUCUGGACCCUAGACCCACAAUUAUUAAAGCCAGGCUUUCGUGUGAUGUGAAGCUGGAUCCUCGACCAGAGUACCAUCGCUGCAUUCUCACCUGGCAUCACCAGGAGCCACUGCCCUGGGCUCAAAGCACAGGUAACCAAGUGUCCAGCAGGCUAAUGUCCAUGCGUAGUGCCAACGGCUUGCUGAUGUUGCCGCCUAAAACCGAGCAGUACGUGGAACUGCACAAGGGAGAAGUUGUGGAUGUCAUGGUCAUCGGACGGCUAUGAUGCAGAUUUCAGUCACUCAUGACAAAUACAUUGACGGUGCUGGAACUUCCUGCCUGCACAGGAGGGGGGACAAAAAAAAGAAAAAAAAUGGGCGGGGGCAUCUAUUAGCUGUGAUGUCAUAUGCAACAGCCAGUUGGAGCCAGCAGAGGCUGAAUCCUCAUUGGUCUGCAUUGUGAAGAUAUUAAGAAAAAGAAAUGUGAAGAAAUACGUAUAUACAAAUGAGAUUUAUUCUGUAAUAUUCUAUGAUUCUCCUGAUUAUAAUGAUGAUUAAUAUCUGUACUUUAUAUUAUUCUGGUUCUGAUGGACUAUCAUCAUCAUUCUAGUAGUAAUCCCAUUGUUGUCUCUGGAUUUCAUUUGCUUUGUGCGUUGAGCACUUUUUCUGACUAGCUAUAGAAUGAGUCCUUCCUCUGCUUCUGCCACAAGCCAUUUUGUCCCUUUCCUUUUUGCUCUUUUGUACAAAGCCAAUGAUUGAUUGAAACCCCUUGCGCAGCCAAGCCAAAAGAAACGUUGACUGUCCGUACGCAAGAGUGAUAAAGUAAGUCCUUCAAAUAAAGGUGCACACUACGUGACCCGAUGAAACUGGUGAACCUUUACGUUGGGCCACGAUAGUGAUUUCUCAUCCUUGCGUUUCGAGUAGCUAUUAUCUCUUCUUUUUUUUUUUCCCCGCUCUCUCAUAGAGCAGAGCCUGCAAAUGGAUGGCAGAUAAUUAUGAGCUGUUGUCAAAUGUGGCCGCUGGCUCCGUUAGGGCAAUGCAGGUUAGAGCACUUUUGCUUUGAUUCAGCCAUGCGCAUUCGUGUCACUUGGCAGCAUCUUGUUCACUUUGUCGAGGUCAAAUGCUAGGAAAGUCUUGAGGACUUGUGAUGCAAGCAAAAAAGUUCCAAAAUAGUACAUAGAUGGGCUCAUUGGAUUGAUCUAUUUUUCUUGGACUUUUUUCAAAUUUGUGGGAUUUGGUGCCUUGAUCAAGGACAACGCUCAGGAAGCAGACGACGACGAUAACAACAACAAAGGAUUCCGAGGAAUCGGAACCCAUCGGCAAAGUCUCAUCAUCUCCAUUCAGUUCUAUCUUUUUGCAGCGCAGCCGGGUCGGAGCUUUUCAUCGAUUUGGUCGACAUUGCAGCGCCGCCUCAAUUUUUCAACAUUGGCUUUGUGCAGAAAUUGCCUUCUCUAUUUCAGGAUUUGCCCACCUGGAUCGAAGGCAACCGUUUCCAAAAAUGUCAUUAAGCGAAUGCUGAAAUAAUGCCGAUCCAACGUACCGGCAAACGGCGGGAAAGGUCAACCUGUUUUAUUGAACAGAGAGCCGUGACGACAUGGGAAUACAUUUGAAUUGUCCUGCCUGGUGCAGCUCAGCAAAAAUAGAUUGAAAGAAAAUGAAACGCAAUCAUUUGCCGCCGGGUUGGGAAUGGCUUCUCUUUGUUACAUAAAACUUCUUCCAGUGAUUUACCGUCGCAUCGUUCGAUUGUAUUGAAGUCCACAAUCGGAAUCGCUGUACUGUAUGCACCCCGACAAAUGUGACUGAUAAUAGCAUUUGAUCUGUUCUUUCGUAAAUAUUGAACCGAUUGGAACGGCAUCCCUUUCUAUACAAAGUAGAGUAGUCGACUGCGAUUCGAGACGGACCUUGAAGAAUUUGCCAAAUAAGCGCACCGUAAGCAAUCUACCCCCACCCAGCCUUCGCUCCAAAACUUUGCUGAUUCUUCUUGUCAUUGUUACGGGUGCCAAACGAAGGCGGGCGUCCGUCCAGAAGGAGUAAUGCUGCAUUCUCGUGGUAGGAGAAAAACAAGUUGGUUGCACUGCACUGAUACUAUUCAUUUGAUGAAUACACGUACUACAUAGUGACGGCACCAAGUUGACUUGUUGAUGUUUUUAAUGAAAGGAUGCUGCUAGUAAUUGUUUUUUUUGCUUCACUUGCCCAAAGUUUGAGGAUGCAAGUCGUUGGUUCUUUUUAAUUGGAAAAAAUGAGUUCACGUCACCAUCGUCAUUUGUGACAUGGAUGCAGCACGAGCGAUUGGUGUCUUUGAGCCUUUCUCCUGACUGACUGACUGACCCUUGUUGUCUUUGCUCAACCCCACCCGUAUUCCUACCUCCCCUUUGGUGAAGCUUACGCUUUGGGCAGGUUGCCAUUAUGGGCAGGAUUUCUUUCUAAUAUUAAUGCUCCAUUUGUCCUUGUGCUUAUUUUGAUUGUUCUCUAUGUAAGGUGAUGUUGGCCCAUUUCUAUUUAUACCUGUAGUGUGCGUGGGCGUGCGUAUAUCAGAAUUAUCCCUGAUACCUCAGAUGUAGAUUGGUUAAAGCGGGGGUCUCAUGCUGCGCUCAUGUCUUAGAUGGCAAAGUGGAGGAAGGUGAAGUGAAUGACAUUUUAGCUUGGUCAGCGGUUGUUCACACAUUAGAAUAAAAAAAGUGUUUUUUUGCCAUUCCUCCAGUGAACUCCAUUAUGACCUGAACACAGCAUAGGAGCUCUUGCGGGCAGGCACCUGCCCAGCCCCAAGAGGUGGGAAUCAAAGCCUGACGGAUUGAUUGGCGUAAGAAAAAAGCAGCUCAUUACUGCCUUUGUACUGAGUGAUUCUUAACACUUGACUGAAAUCAGUCUCACAUUGCACACACGAUAAAACGAUGACCAGCACUUGAAGCAAUUUCACAGCAUUCUACUAUUACUGUAUAAAAUAUCAUGUAAAUUGUUUUUCUGUAAUGAUAUUAUUGAAACUGGAAAUGAAUUAAUAAAAUGAAUCCUGAUUAUUCUA